ACCUGUAAAAUGGAUACCUUUUUUUCAUUGUAUUUUGUUGUGAUAAAAACUCUGUGUUUCUUUCUUAAAUACUUUGCUUUUAUUUUCGUGUGCUUGUCUCUUGUGUGAUGUUUUCAUUUAGACAUUGCUAAAGACUUGCUUCUGUUCAGAAGUAAUGGUAAUAACUCCUUAAAUCAUUCAGGGUUUUACCAUAAAAUACCAGUGAGGGGAAAGGUCCAUUUAGUUUAUGGGCAUAUAAAGUAGAUCUGGAUUUCCAAACUCUGCAGAAAAAUCUGCAUAAUGGAAACCUGUUGAAUUCUGCUGCUGGUUGGAAGUGGUGCAACUCGUAAUGGAGUUGGCUUUGCUAUAGCCAAUUUCAGCCAUGGUGAAUCUUCUUAGUGUGCUCCCAGUCCUCCUUGACAUCCUGUUUUCUAUAACCACAACAGUAUUUGCUGUUGCUCAGCCUCCUGAGGAUGAUAAUAAGCAUCCAAGGGAUAUUAUGUAUUCCCUGAAAUGACCUGAAAAUUGCUACCUUCUCCUUCAACUGUUGGUUCCUUGUCUGGAGAGUUUAGCUUAAUGCAGGUGUCCACGAGGGAGAAGAAACUGAGAAACAAACGUGAAGCAUCAGGAGAUCUUCUAAGACCUCUUUAACAAAGAGGUCUCAAACCAGCAAUAGGAAAUGAAGCCUGGAGGAGAUGAGGUCUUGGGGAAAUAGUGUUGAGCUCUGGAGGCACACCUCAGCUGGCAGCUCACGUGGGCAGUGAACAAGUAAUACUUGGAUGGCCUCAAGUAUCUCUUACUCUGCUGCUUUUCCUUUUGGGAGUCAUCCCUCCCUUCUGCUUCCAGGAUAACUCUUGCAAGCAGCUGUGGCUGUGUCUCUUUACUGUGUCUCUGCUUCUGCUUGUUCACAGACCAGCGUUGUCUCUGCAGCAGCGCUUGAAGAGCUUGGCUGACAAGCCAUCCUGAUGCUCACCUGAGACAGGGAAGUGUCUGCAGAGCUUUCCAGUGCUGCAGAGUUGAAGCACAGGGAAAACCAGCUCUUGGAAGGGUCUGGCAAAAUGUAGCGGCACCACAGGGAAGCACCAAGCUGCUUGCCAUGAAGGCACCAGUUGAAUUUCGUAAAAUGUUGUCUUCUAGCUCUCUCCUGCUGUCUGCAGACAAAGGUGAGAGCAUUUCUAGUACCACCCUCAAGGAAGCUGCAAAACCUGCUGAAGACACGAGGAUGCCCACGUCAAGAAAAACUGAGGUUGCAUUUCCUCAGCGAGGAGGAGUUGCUUCCUCCCAUGAGGAGGAAAACCUCACCACACCUGCAACAGGAGGAGGCCUGAGGAAAGAGUUAGCUGAGGAACAGACUUCAUCUUCAUCCAGCUCAGAGUCAGAUUCUAGCUCAGAUUCAGAGGAUGAAAAUGCUGAUGAUUCACAAGUUGCCAUUAAAACUAAAGUUGAGUUUCCCAGACGAGGUGCCAUCUUUUCUGAGAACAUAGCAGUAAAGGCAUCAAUGCUGGCAAAAGAGAAAUUGUCCCAGAAAUCCCUCAAAGACUACGGAAUUAAGAAGCUGCCACGCAAACCAGAAAUUAACGUGUCUCCUGUAAAGCAGGUCAAAUUGUCUAAAACAUCAGUUAGCCAGGAAACAUCAAAAUCCAAAGCAAGAGACCCCAAAGUAAAAUCCCCUCCAAAAGAACAGAAGUUGGUCUUAGAACCACAUGUGGUGAAAAGCCUGGACCUGACCGAUGUCGCUCGUAAAUUUGAUCAUGUGGAGGAAAAGUCCUUUGGAACCCAGGUAGCAGCUAUUCAGCUGAAAGCCUCAGCAAUGACUCAGGAAGACAAAAAGCAGGAUCUGCUAUCCAGAGGAGAGAAGGAAAAGAUGAAGGAGGCACAAGAGUUGGAAGCAAAAGAAGUAACUGCUCCUAAAGUGGAAGAGACUUCUGGAAGCAAAACGUUGGUGAUGGGCACCACAGCAAAGGAGGAGACCACGCAGGAAGCAGGAGUCCAGGCUGGAGAAAGCAGCACAAUUGAGGAGACAGCUCAGCCUGCUCCAGAGGAGUUUGAUAAUUCCACCUACAAGAACCUGCAGCACCACGAGUAUCACACUUUCACCUUUCACGAUUAUAUCGCUGUCCUCGCAAAGUACAGGCAGCCUCAGCCAUCCUCUGGAAGGCCAUCACCAAGGCACUGAGAGAGCCACACUUACAACAAACACCCAAGCAGGAUGGUGAAAUGUUCUCUUUAGCACUGUUGCUUCAUCUGUGUAAUUGAAAUCAGAUAAUAAACAAUAAAGGCAUAAUAACUUGGGCUUUUGAACAGUU
Vidua chalybeata is the source of this 2285-nucleotide messenger RNA. RefSeq names its product NADH:ubiquinone oxidoreductase subunit V3 (gene NDUFV3). Gene Ontology annotation, biological process: mitochondrial ATP synthesis coupled electron transport. NCBI's taxonomy places the organism in Eukaryota, Metazoa, Chordata, Aves, Passeriformes, Viduidae. The record is from RefSeq and is a predicted model, not a curated record. Gene Ontology annotation, cellular component: mitochondrion. Bases 1076 to 2155 code for a protein of 359 amino acids. The transcript is spliced from 3 exons.